Molecule: messenger RNA, 2100 nt
Organism: Paramormyrops kingsleyae
Lineage: Eukaryota; Metazoa; Chordata; Actinopteri; Osteoglossiformes; Mormyridae
Cellular component (GO): nucleus
Source: RefSeq, a predicted model, not a curated record
UACUAAACUGGGUUGGAAAUUGUGGACGCGAAUGAUAGCUCUCCUGUUUGCUGGGUAUCCGGACGGUUUUAGUAACAUUUCCUGAUUUAAUGACAUGAAGUGCGACUCGGCCAUGCAUAGUUAAUACAAGAACAGACUUCCAAAUGAUUAAGCAAAAAAUAGUUUGUCUUAGUAAAAUAGGCCGAUUGUAGUGCUGAAUUAGACGCACGUGUGUUGGUUACCAUGGUGUUUUGAUUUAGGUGACCGCGUUUUUUUGUGUUUGUUGAAUUUUCCUUGCAGUGUUUUGGGGAGAGAGGCAAUUUUCACGCUUUUGGCUAAAUCAUGAGUGGAGUAAACGUGCAGAAAUGAAUGGUCAGUGAACUCAUAGAGGAACUCCAGCGGCGAGGCCUGGACACCCGCGGCCUGAAAGCGGAUCUCGUUGACAGGCUGCAGGCGGCACUCGAGGCCGAGGACACGGGCGAGGGGGGCGGGCCGCCGGGGCCAAUGGAUGAAGCGUGUGUGGGCGGCGAGGAGGCUAAGCACGGAGACGGAGCCGGCAAGGGCUACCAGGAUGCAGAAGUGUUUGUGGUGAAAAAAGAGAUGAAAGAAGAGGAUGGACAGCAGUACCAAGAUGGUUUUAAGUUUCCAGAAGAGCAGCAGCACCUACAUCCAGAGCCGGCCAAUGAGUGGGAUGCUCAGGAAGCUGUGCUGGUUAAGAUGGAGGACAGGCACAUGCCUUAUGGAUGUAAGAGACCCUCCCACGAGGGCCAAGGAAUCAGUUACUCUGAACUCCGCGAGUACAAGAGGGCAAAGAGAACUCUAGUUGGCAGGAGAGCCGAUAAAUCUACAGUGGAAGAUCAAGUGCUGAGGUACCCAGAGCUAAAUCGCUUCGUGCGCCGUCAACCAACAGACAUGAACAUGCCAAAUCCAGGAAAGAAACAGUGCACCAUGGCAGGAAAGAAGCCACGGAAGAAGCGGGCCCCCAGCUUCACCGCCACAGAAAUGGAGAUCCUCCUAGAGGAGGUGGCGCUGCACAGGGACACGUUACUAUCUAGUUUCCGCAGCACGGUGUCCAAUAAAAGCAAGCAACAGCUCUGGGAGGACAUUGCUAGAAAGAUGGCAGCUUCCAGCCUCAGCCCACAGAGGGAGUGGGACGUCGUAAGAAAGAAGUGGCAUGAUUUUGCCAGUGUGGCCAAGGCCAGAGGUGCCACAGUCCGGAGAGACCGGGAGCAGACAGGUGGGGGCCCCAGCACUGUGUCUGCACUCACCCCCAAUGAGGAAAAGGUGCUGGAGAUAUUGGGAGAGUCAGCUUCCCAGGGCAUCUCGGGGGGCAUUGAUGUCAGAGCAGAGGAAGGUGUCAGAUGUAACCCUCAGACCAGGUCAUCCUCACCCCCCCCCACCUCUGCAGCCUCCUCCCCCUCCAGCAGUGGCGCAGCUUCUCCGGUACCACCCACACCACACCCCUUCGCAAGGUCACCAGGCUCCACUGCAGUCUUACUGCGCCGACUACCCAGGCCUCAAGGCAAGACUAGGCGGCAAUCCAUCCAGUGCGACUGCAGUGAGGAGCUGGUGAGGUUGGAGAAGGAGAAGCUGGAGGUGCUGCGGGGGAUAGAGAGAGAGCUACAAGAGGCCAACCACCUAGCGUGGGCCACGCUGGAGUUGAAAAGGGCAAAGCUAGACCUCAUGCAGCGACAACAUGCCCUAGCUGAGCCAGAGUUCCAGAAGCCACACAUUUCAGUGCCCAUCAUACUACCAAGUCAAGGUGCUCCCGUGCCAACGGCGAUAUUGUGCAGCAUGGCUGUCAUAACUGUAAUGGCACAGCCCUCCAGCCGACUUAUGCAGGCACCAAAAUCGCUACUUCCAAUGGCUGAAUGCGAGCUCGACGAUGUGGCGGGGGCAGGCGUGAGCACUGUUGUAGUGCUGUUCAGCCUGCAUCACUGGAUUGCUGACUGGAGUGAGGAGGUACCGUUGGAGGGGGUAGCCGCUGCCUCUGAGGAACAGAUCCCUUGUUCGGGAUCCAUCCAUUGGGAGCCACGGCUGAACUGGCCCACGCAAAGCUACCCUGGGUGCUCCCUGGCCACCACAUCCCCCGACUUGUGUCGACCACCACCUGGACAUUGA